ACAUAUGAGAGAUGGUAAACAAAAAUCAGCUGCUGGCUUGGCCUGGCCUCGCUGACACUCCUGGCGUACACUCUCCGGACCUCACUGAUAUCCUGCUGACAAACCUGACACACUCCCUGCCAUGCUGUCAUUCUCUUCGCAGCACUGACACCAAAAGUGACACAGUCUUAUCUUUGCUGACGCCCUACCUGACACUUUCGUUCCUGACACCUUAGUACCACGGCGAACUUUUCCCGGACCUGUUGACGCCGUAGCUGAUAAUUUCAUGAUCUUAUUGAUGCACAUUUGUGGUCGCGUACGCACACGUGAUAUUCAUUCUUGGCUUAGCUGAUGCACUCGUGGCCUGACUGACACUUAAUUUUGUCCACCUGACAUUAUCCUGGCCACGCUGAUACUCUCCUGGCCCAGCUGACACCCCUCAGCUAUGGCCAUCCUCGCAUUCCUCGUGGCCUUCACAUCUCCGCUCAUUGUCCUCGCAGCCAACCAAAUUAAAGGCCUGGAUGAUGCCAUAUUGUUUCGACUCCAAUGGCCAGGCGCCGACAGCAGCCUCCUGGAGUCACCUGAUUAUGAGAAGUUGGUCAUGAUGAGUGCCAAUAAUGAGCAGUACCAGUGCCUUGUGCCCAUUAGCUAUGGCAAUAAAAAUGAGGAUUCUGAAGUGUAUGCUGGCCCCAAUGCCUUAACUCUGCUGCUGCCACUCUUUAGGAAACAAUCAUGUGUUUUGCGGAUUGAGUCGUAUUGGACAUAUGAACUGUGUCACGGUAUGCACUUGAAGCAGUACAGAGAGGAACGAGAGGGCAAAACAGCACGUCUCCAUGAAUACAUUUUGGGCAUGUUCUUUUUAGACAAUCUUCCCGAGCUAAUGACACAACUUGAAGUGGAACUUAAAGAAAAUCCAAACCCCGAUACUCCAACUACCAAAAUAGAAGGGAUUAACAUGCCGUAUUUUAUGGUGAACUACACGCACGGCACCAUCUGUGACCUCACUGGAAAACCUCGUCUCAGUCACAUUUUGUUCGUGUGUUAUGAAGAGGGACGACACGAGAUCUACAGCAUAAAGGAGACAUACACCUGCGAAUAUGAAAUAGUUGUUCUGUCACCAUAUCUCUGUCAGCAUCCGUCAUACAGACCUCAUGAUUUACCUCAAACCAACCUCCAUUGUGUGCCAAUGAAUGGCAGCCCAAAAAGACCCCGCAAUCUUCUCAAGAUUGAAGCAGAAAGUCUUAAGUUGCGUUCUAAUGGGGCCAUGCUCACUGGUGACACAUCAAGUGGGUCCGUCAAAUUGGAAGUCGUGGAAGACACUGAUGAUCCGUUGAUUUUCUCUACCACCCCAGAACCUCGACCAAAAUUAUCCCUAUUCCCACCCCAACCGGCAGUUGAUCAGAAACUUGUGGAAGACUUUCUUAGUGGAGAAUAUUGUCUUCAUGGAGGCUCUGGGUGGUGGAAGUAUGAGUUCUGUUAUGGUCGCAAGGUUGAGCAGUACCACGAGAAUCGUCAAGGGGACCGGGUGAUCAUUCUUCUGGGAGCAUUUAAUGUAGAGCAGCACAAGAAGUGGCUGGAAAAAAAUCCAGAGAAGGUGUACAAGCCGGGCAAGAGACACGUGUCACACUUUUACUCUGGGGGUACAAUGUGUGACUUGACGGGUAAGCCAAGACAGGUCGAGGUCAAGCUUAAGUGUAAGGAAUCAAACAGUCCAAGCUCUGUGACACUAUAUCUGCUGGAGCCACAGACCUGUGAGUACACCCUUGGUGUUGAAACAUCCAUCAUCUGCCCUCUGCUUCAGCAUGCUGAUGAGCUGGGACUCUUCACCCUAGCCACGGGAACAGAAGACUCGCAGGAUACGAGUGAUUCUGGUGCCUCCGGUGAGAACAUGGCUGACUCUGGUGCUUCAAAUAAGGAUAUUGAUCAGGAUGAUCAUGCUCAACAGUUUACUUCGCACAAAGGAGUGAUCCAUAAAGUGGAGGAUGAGGAUUACGAGGAGUACGAUGACAAAGAUGAUGAUGAGUGAUGCCAGUAGACAAAAUAUCGUGCCUUUUGCAAUCAAGGGAACCUUCCAGCUGGGCUCACGUAAGCACUUAAGGCUGCAUUCAGAUGUAAAUGGGUAAACAGGGUAGAAAUAUUUAGUCAAUAUAAUUGAGGUGACGUUCACCUUACACUGCUUGAGGUGGUCUUGAAGCAGAUAUGAAGAGUAGAUAACAGGGACCAUUAUAUUAUAGUGAAAGUGUCAUUAGCUGGUAAUCUUGGGCUUCAGUUUGAUAUGUGUUGUUUUUCACAAAGAGCAAGUUGGGUUUCCUGUGAGAGGCAGUACUGUAUUGACAAGUGAGCCAGAACAGGAUUCAUCAAACCUUUACACCUCCACUUAUGAUAUCUUUAUCUUUCUUUGAUCAUGGCAGCAUAGUGUGUAUUUAUUAAACAGUCUGCCAUCUUUGUACCCCCAAUGUUAUAGACAAUCUCUUAGCACUUUGGAGCACACAAACUGUUCAAUAAAUGUAAACUAAGCAGCCAUGGUUGAGGAGAGGUGUAGAGGUCUCGUAAGUGAACAUUUAAGUGCUUGGUGAAUCUUGGCCUAGGACUAGUGCUAUAUCUUGUGCUAGUACAGUAGCAUCACAUCUAACUUUACAUUUUUUUUUUUUUUAAUUUUCACUGGCUGUAUCUCUCUAAGUACUUUGGUAUAACCUGCUCCACAAUUAUGAGCAGUGUGUGUGUAACUGUAAGCUGGUGCUGUUGGCUUAUUUGUCAUGAUGCUCUCACACUGGGGGUGUACUUCACUGCUUGGUGCUCUCUUGGACGGUGUUAAUUAAACAAGUUUUCUUUGGAUAUCUGCUAUAUAAAGUGACAUUUUAUAGAUAAAUGUCAAAUGCUGUACAUUUAUAAAAUUAUAUAUAUAAUGUACAGUGUUCAGUACAUAUAAAAUAGGUGCAAGUAAUGUUAUUACUCUGUAAUUUGUGGAUGAAGGACUUAUAUUUGUUGUUGUUGUUGCUAGUGAGCGAGUGAAUUGUUGCCGGCACUCGGUGCUGGAAAUGGUCUUGUAAUUGGGAGAGUUUUAGACUUGUGUAGGCUGUACUGUUUCUAGAGCAUGCAUUGCCAAUGAUUAGCUUGAGAAGAACCAUCAUAAGGAAUGGCAACAUUUAUCAAAGUGAAGCCUGGUUACCAGUAAGAUCACCUGUACAAUAAACAUAUUUUUUCAAGUGCUAAGAUUAAAGGUGCGCAGCACAGUGGUUACA
Procambarus clarkii (red swamp crayfish) is the source of this 3221-nucleotide messenger RNA. RefSeq names its product endoplasmic reticulum lectin 1. Lineage: Eukaryota; Metazoa; Arthropoda; Malacostraca; Decapoda; Cambaridae. Gene Ontology annotation, biological process: retrograde protein transport, ER to cytosol; endoplasmic reticulum unfolded protein response. Gene Ontology annotation, cellular component: endoplasmic reticulum lumen. The record is from RefSeq and is a predicted model, not a curated record.